AAUUUGAAAUAAUUGUAAUUAUGGAGGGAACCAUCGAAACUAGCAGCAUGAACUUUCAGGCCCGUACCUCCUAUCUGACCAACGAGGUUCUUUGGGGACAGAGAUUUGAACCAAUGACCCUGUACAGAAAGGAUCAUAACAAAUUUCAGGUCAAUUUCUCUGCGUUCAAUUCUACAUAUGAGGUUGAGACCCCCCUUUGUUCUGCUAAAGAGCUGGAUAACUAUAACAGUAACAAUCUUCUGAGGCAGCAACGGGCCCGAUUAUCUAUGAACCAUAUCCCUCGACCUCCACCAUCUGUUAUGGCCGAUCAUCAAUCUCAGUUUGGAGAUCAUCCGGUCCAUCAUCAACCUUACAGUCAACCUCCACACUAUCCAGGGUACAACUCGUAUCUGAUUUCGCCAGAACACAUCCACAGAAGUGCAAGCGUGAGUAGUAGACAAGCCCCCCCGGUCAACCACCAGGAGUCACCUGGAUUCAAUCACCAGCAGACUGCCAUGCCGGUCACCUCACCCCCUCCCUUGCACAGUUUGGAUUCUGAUUCUUCCAUCGACAUGUCUACAAAAAAGGAAAAGUUUGGAUUAAAAUUUUUAAAACAUAAUUUAAAAAUGGACAUAAAAUAAUUAUUAUUUAAGAGGCUGUAAAGAAAAGAGUUUUUAAAGUGUACCUAUACCUAUAAACUGGCAUGUCCGAUUUACAUCUUAAGACCUUUGACAGAACAAGGAUUAUGUUAAUAUAAUAUUAGGGUUUCCAAUCGCAAUUCCGUUGCGUGCAAUAGCGCACAACUGUAAUAGAAUUGCGCGCAAUUGUUAGUAGAUUACAGGGCUCGCAAUUGCGCGCAAGUAAAAUCCACUUGCGUUGGAAAUUCUAUAUUAUACAGAAAAAUUAGUUUUGAAGAUUUGAGGUUACGUUAUACACUCAUUCGUUAUCAUUGAACGAAAUUCCCGAGCUUCCUUUUUGGGGCCUUAACUUUUGUCUAGAUUUUGAUUUAAAAGAUUUGAAAAAAUUGGAA
Eurytemora carolleeae is the source of this 1009-nucleotide messenger RNA. RefSeq names its product inward rectifier potassium channel irk-1. The transcript has 9 exons. Gene Ontology annotation, cellular component: plasma membrane. Lineage: Eukaryota; Metazoa; Arthropoda; Copepoda; Calanoida; Temoridae. Gene Ontology annotation, molecular function: inward rectifier potassium channel activity. The record is from RefSeq and is a predicted model, not a curated record. Bases 21 to 620 code for a protein of 199 amino acids. Gene Ontology annotation, biological process: regulation of monoatomic ion transmembrane transport; potassium ion import across plasma membrane.